GCAGCCAUCUUGAAUUUUGUUCAGUUGUCUCUGGGCUGUAUGAGGGGGAGGGUGUGCUCGUGUUCGUGCUCCGUCUGUGUAAAUAAACCAUAGAAUUAUCGAAACGUUUAAUUUGCACUUAUUUGAGAAGUAAUUCUAAUAAGGUUCAGAUAGUUCUUUAUAUCCCAGUACAAGAAAAGUGGAGAAUGAAUAGUGAGGAGUGUUAAGUGAACCAGUUUGGUGGAAGGAGGAAGCGAGGAUAGGGAGGUGUUCCUGGAGGCUCCUGCAGACUCCUGGAGGCUCCUGGAGGCUCCUGCAGGCUCCUGCAGGCGGGGAAGCUGUCUUGACAGCACCUCGGCACAGUCUGGGCGUCUUGUACACACAAAUGAGAUGUGACACCUGGAACACUACAUCAGGUGGUGAUGGGUCGGCGGUGGGGGUGAGAGGGCCGUGUUGGGCGUGGGGCAGGAUGAGCCUUCCCCGGGACGUGCCCUGAGUCCCUACCCUUGCCCACGCCCGCCCUGAACCCGCCGCCGCCAUGGCUGCUGACAGCGGCGUGCCGGGACGGCGCUUCUUGUGCCGCGAGUGGGCGUGGGCCAAACUGUGGGCAUGCCUAGAGCAGCGACCUGCAGCCAAGACUUGCGGUGCCCUGCUAGUAGGUGGCCCUGGGACAGGCAAGACUGCCCUCUGCACUGAGCUUGUGACGCCUUCGGCAUCACACGGCCGCCAUGCAACUGCCCUCCAGGCUCGGUUAGUUGCCCAUCACUUCUGCCACGCCCACGAUGCCGCCUCCCUCAGCGUCGGUUGCUUCAUCCAGUCACUAGUAACACAGCUGGAGGGGUCACCCCUCCUGGCCGGAUACGGCACCAAGGUGGGGGAGCCCGAGGUACAUGCUGCUCUUGAACCAUGUACACUUCACUCCAACCCUGACGAAGCUUUUCGACGAGCGGUGCUCUUUCCCCUGCUGGAGCUUGACCCUCCAGACCGCACUCUCCUACUGGUGGUUGAUAGCAUAGAUGAAACUGACUUGCAGCCGUCAUUAGCGGGUGCCCCACGUGAUGGUACUAAUGCCGAAGUCAGUAACAAUGGUCCCUCGCGGACCAUCGCCGAACUGUUGGCCACACACCACCACCUGCUGCCUCAGUGGCUGCUGCUGCUGGUAACAGCACGCAGGGGAUCCCGCACUAUUAUCAGGCAAUUUGCAGGUUUUAGGAAGGUAGCUCUGGAUGACCUGCGUCGUGGCCACGUUGUGCGUGAUGUGCAACAGUAUAUACUGUGUCGCCUGGACCGUGAGCCCGCCCUCAGACACCAUCUUUCCCGCGAGACAGCAGAAAUGCUGAACCAACUCCACAUAAAGAGUAAUGGUUGUUUCUUGUACCUGGAGCGUGUGUUGGAUGGUGUGGCUGAGGGCUGGGUCACAUUGCGUGAGAUCAGACACAUUCCCGGUACGCUCAAUGGCCUAUACCUGUGGCUGUGUCAGAGACUGUAUCCUCGUAGACAUUUCCAGCGUGUAGUGCCUUUACUGUCUGUCAUCCUAGCUGCUCGUGCACCCCUUACAAAAGAAGAGUUACGUCUGGCUGUGGAAACCCGUGUUCCCACACUCUCUGAUGAGGACUGGGGCAAGCGGUGGUCUCUCUUAACUCGAGUCCUGGCAGUGGAACACGAUCAGCGGGUCCUCCUCUUCCACCACAGCUUUGCUGAGUGGCUGCUUGACGUUAAACAUUGUACACAGAAGUAUUUGGUGAAUGUUGCCGAUGGUCACGCCAUGCUGGCCAUGCGGCUUUCAGUUGAUGCCCCCACACUAACAGUGACGCAGGUGCACCAGCUGGCGCUCCACCUCUCGCGCAUUCAUCUGGAGGCACCUCUGGAACAGUACCAUCUGCCUUUGUGGAUAGUGUCCUGUGGUGUACCUCUUAACAUCUGUCAUGACCUGCCGCCCCCGAGAGACCCCCGCGCCCUCAAGAUACUGCAGGAGGCCGGUGCUACUCUGCCCGAUGACCAACCACAGGAAGAUGAAGAUGAGGAUGAGGACGAAGAUGAUGAUGAUGACGAAGACGACGACGAGGUAGAGGAAGUUGGAGAGGAGGAAGGGCCUCCUACUGAUAUUAGGUAUGAGGAAUUGGAGCAGGAAGAUGAGGCUGAGGAACGUGGGAAUGAAGAGGGUGAGGUGCAGGAAACGUUGCCUCAAGACGAAGAACCCGAAGGUCAGGUGUAUCAAGAUGAAACUGAUAAAAUAACAAGUGAAGUUGAUGAUAUGGUUAUUAAGGAAUUAUCUGCUGAUGGAGAUAAGGAAAAGCACGAUGAAGAAGAAACAUUUAACAUUGAACUGAAAGAGGGAAAUGAAAAAAGUGAUAAUGUAGAAAAUGAAAAGGAUGAGGAGUAUGUAACUAUGGUGCCUCUCCCCGGAGAGUUCAUUAAUGGGAGUACAGGUGGUAGGCGGAGUACUGAAGGGGUCAGCACAGGUGGCCGCCAGAGUACCGAUGGUAGACAGAGUACUGGUGGACGCCAGAGCACAAGUGGACGACAGAGCACUGGCGGUCGUCAGAGUACAGGGGGACGACAGAGCACGGGAGGCCGUCAUAGCAGUACUGGAGGGCGCCAUAGUAGUGAUCAUAGUAGCAGCAGCAGUAGACGUCGGGAGCGACGAAGGCGGCGACACCGGGAAGAUCCGUUGUACCCAUAUCUCCGUGGAGGCCCUGUAGACCAGGUGGACAGUGCUGGUCGCUCUCUGCUGCACAGUGCUUCUCAUCAGGGUGACGCUUCACUUGUUCGCCUGCUGUUGGAGAGAGGAGCCUUCCACGGUCUUCAAGAUAGAGCGGGACAGACACCCUUAAAUCUAGCAGCACGCCAUGGUCAUGCUGAGGUAGUGGCAGUGUUACUGGCAGCUGGCGCUGACCCUGAUCAUGCUGACGCUGACGGCUGGACGGCUCUCAGGUCAGCAGCGUGGGGCGGCCACAGUGGUGUGGUUAAUGCUCUACUGGCAGGCGGCACCCAGGUGGACCUCGCUGACGGCGAUGGUCGCACGGCAUUAAGAGCCGCUGCCUGGGGCGGUCACGAAGAUGUGGUGUCAGCGCUCCUGCGUCAUGGAGCUGCAGUCAAUCGAGCGGACAGUGAGGGCCGCACCCCGCUCAUUGCUGCUGCUUACAUGGGACACUCUGAAAUCGUCGAGGCUCUGUUGGAAGCUGGCGCUGAUGUGAACCAUCAAGAUGUUGACGGAAGAACGGCUCUGAGUGUGGCAGCGCUGUGUGUUCCUGCAAGUGAGGGCCACACCAGUGUCGUCACCACGCUUCUAGAACUUGGUGCCAAGGUCAACCACCAGGAUCACGAUGGGCUAACUCCACUCCUUGUAGCAGCCUUCGAAGGUCAUACGGAAGUGUGUGAGCUGCUGCUGGAAUAUGAGGGGGACGUGGACCACGUGGACCGCUCUGGCCGGACACCUCUGCUGGCUGCAGCCUCCAUGGGCCAUGCUGCAGUGGUGGAGCGUCUGCUCUUCUGGGGCUGCUACGUCGAUCACAUAGAUGCUGAGGGACGCACUGUCCUCAGUGUUGCGGCCGCCCAAGGCUCUCAGGAGACUGUACGCUUAUUACUUGAUAGAGGCUUGGAUGAAACUCAUCGAGAUAAUGCAGGCUGGACACCAUUGCAUUAUGCAGCAUUUGAGGGACAUUGUGGUGUAUGUGAAGCCCUCUUGGAAGCUGGAGCACGAGUUAAUGAGGUGGACAAUGAUGGAAAGCAUGCAUUAGUCUUGGCUGCUCAAGAGGGCCAUACAGCAGUGGUAGCAGCCCUCUUGGAUGCUGGAGCAGAUAUUCACCACACAAGUCAUGAUGGACGAUCUGCCUUGCGUGUAGCAGCACUGGAGGGUCAUAAAGAUGUUGUGCAUCUCCUGCUAUGUAGAGGUGCUGAUCUUCAUUACAAAGAUGCUGAUGGUCGAUCCACGCUCUACCUUCUUGCUCUUGAAAAUCGACUUGAUAUGGCAAAAUUUUUAAUGGAGAAUAAUGCAGAUGUUGAGAGUACUGAUCUUGAGGGUCGCACACCCCUGCAUGUGACAGCAUGGCAGGGUCAUACCAGAAUGGUAGCGCUCUUACUGGACGGUGGUGCUCAUGUUGAUGCUGUUGACCGAGAACGGCGAACACCAUUACAGAGCUCUGCGUGGCAAGGCCAUGCAGAAGUUGUAAGAUUGUUACUGGAACGUGGUGCCACAGUAGACCACACUUGCUCACAAGGUGCUACAGCUUUAAGUAUUGCUGCACAAGAAGGUCACGAAGAAAGUGUUGCAGCUCUUCUUCAGUAUGGUGCAAAUCCAGCACAUUCUGAUCGGUGUGGACGGACUGCCAUUAAAGUAGCUUUGAAAGGUGGCCAUAUCCAUCUUGCUCGUAUGCUAGAGGAGAGUAUGGCUGUACAGCAACAGCAAGGCGGUGUUCCACGGGGAAUGGCAGCAUCCUCUUCAGUAGGCUCAGGUUCAACAGCAGAAACAAAACCUUGCUCAGCCUUAUUGUGCCCAGGUCUUGCAGCUUCUCCAGCUGAAUCACCUGAAUCUACAUUUGAAAAACGUCGGUCAGUAGCUUCUCUUGGACAGCAUUCUUCUUCCAAGUCUUCUGGCAAUCUCACUACCUCUACUCGAUCUUCAGGUGGCCCCAGAGCUCCCACGCCCCGUGAGGUUCAUGCUCAUCAUCACUUACAUCAACAGCAACCUCCACCACCGCCUGCACCAUCUGCACCACCAGUAUCUGCCAUGUCUCCAGUCUUAAGUUUUACACAGCAGCUUCAACAGUGUGGUCGAGGACGUGGUCGUCGUCAUCCCCCGCCACCUCAGCCAGCUCUAACUCCCUUAGAUGAGCCAGCUUCACCAAUUUAUGCGUCUCCACCACUGUCACCACUGAGUGAUGGUCCUGGAGGACGGCACUUGCCAGCUGGAGCUAUUUUAGAAGAUGAUUAUACUGUUCCAAUUCAGCACCCAGCAGGUCGUGCACCAAGACCUUCUGCUCCCCCUGUCAACAUUACACCAGAGAUUGGUCGUCGUGGGGGAGCAGGUCCAGUACCAGGCCUUGGUAAUAUACCAAGCAUGGGUGUGAGUGUUCCAGGAAUGCCAGGAGCUGGAUCGCCAGGGUCCUCUGGCUUUACCUUUACACAGGAUCAACAUAUGCGCAUUAUCCUGGGCACUCGAUCUCCUGAGCCGCGCCCUCGUCGCAACGGUAUAGUGACAAAUCCAAGCCUUAAGGCUGCGCAUGCCAAGGCUGCUCACCUUUUAAGGAAUGGUCUAAGUGGCCGCCCAAGACCACCACCAGCCAGACCAAACGGUCUCCCGCUCAAGAAAGAAACUCCACUAUGACCAAAGAUGAAAACAGAUUGCGGUGAGCCUGCACCAUGGCACCAAGGGUACAACUGAAGAUGCCAGCUGUCACAUCAUAGAAGUAAAACUUGUCAAAACAUCAACUAUAAAACUCAUUGUACUGUAGUAUUCCUCAUGCUGACCUCAAAGCAGCAGAUAUUUAUAUCAAUGGAAAGUUACUUCUGAGAUGAUGCUGAGGUAGAAGAGAUAGAUGACAGUACUGUGAGAGCAGGGGGAACCUAAGAUAAAAAUUGGAAUAAUGAAAAUAUAAUAUCAAGAUUUGAAUUCUGUACACUUAUGAUGGAUGUUGCAGGAAAUUUAAGACAUGCUUGCUAUAUUUUUAGUUUUGAUAUAGCAAUGGCAAAAUGACUUCUGAGUAUCAUAUGCAAGUUUAAUGUGUUCAGUGACAGCAUUGGCAUCUUCAUCUGCCAGCAUAUUAUGAAGUUUAUGAAAUGCUGGCAAGAAAUCUUCAGAGCAAACCUCAAAAGCUUAUCACAUCUUCUAAAUAGGGGUUCAGUCAUCCUAUUUGGCAAUUAUUAAAUUAAAAUUUAAAAAGGUCAGAAACCACCAUAGGUAUUUUCAGUAUACCUAUUAAUAUAUGAAUUGGGUGGAUAAAAUAUGAUUACUUUGUGUAAACAACUUUUCAUUUGGGUGUCAUAUUACCGUCCCUGGUGCCAAGCUGGUGACAGUACUCAGAGCAGUAUUUUGAUGGCUGAACUGAGAUACCCCACACCAAAGUCUGCAAGGCUGUCAUUAUGGCAACUUGGAACACUUAAGUUCACUUUAGAUAAUUCUUUAUUUUGACAGCUGUCAAAUUAUUACAAUAAGGUUUGACAGCUUUUUCGUGUAAUACAGUAUUUAUAUUUAAAAGCUCCAGUUUCAAAAAGUUACUUAGAUAAUUUUUUUGUUAUAAAAUUAUCUUAAAUUUUAUUAUGGUAAUAUUUCCAAAAAUUCACAGCUGUUUUUCUAUUAAGGUCCCAAACUGCCAUAAGAGCAUGUCUGUGUAUGUUUUAUUGCUGUUGUAUCCUAUGUGUAUAUAGCAAUGGCCUGUACUAGUCGUGUAGUUUGCUGUUGUACUACUCGUGUGCACAUGUAAAAAGUGUCGUCACCUUGCACAUGUACAGAUUAGCAGUGUAAACCUAAGUAAACAUUUACAGUGUAUGAUGUAAUAAUGUACAGUUCUACAACCAUACCAUUUAUUGCUGGUCAUUGAACAAUUAUUUGGUUGGUAUCCAAUAUCUGUUAAAGAUACUUCUGUUGCAUGCACUUGUCAACACUAAUUUCAUUCCUCAUAAUGCUUAUGCAUUAUGAGUCUCUCUCUAGCUCAGCAACAAGGCAAUAGGGUAUUUGAAACUAUUUUACUACAUGCUUAACAGGUUUAGCCAUAGUAAUCCUUCAUGCUUUUGCCAAUAUUAUCUACAGUAUUUCUCAAAAGUGUGUUGCUAUCUUAUUUUGAAGUACUGUACAGUAUAUAUUUUUUGUCAGAAAUAAAUAUGUAGAUUUAUAGAAGUGAAUAUCAUUAAAAUGAAAAGCUUAAUUUUCUGUGCAUUUUAUUGGGUUUGCAGAUUUAGAAUUUUACAUUCAAUCCAAACAAUUAGCACUUCAAAACUAUAUUACAAUGUAACUUAUUCUUAAACUGCUUGAUUUUUUUUGGUUUGGAUUAAAUCCAAUAAAAUAUGAACACAAAACUCUCGAACUGUAUUUGUUAACAUAUUAGAGCCGUAGCUCACAAUAAUGUCGAGAGGAAACACUCACAAGACCAAGUUUUCUCAAUGGCAAGUUUUUUUUUUUUUUAACAUGCUAUAAUAAAAAAUUUUGGUUCUUAUAGAAUCACCAAAUGGAUAUAAUGCAGCUAAUAUUAAAAUAUUAUGCGAGUAUUAAUAUACAGUAUACAAUUAUUGUACUGUAAGCUUUAAAUGACAGCAGUUAAAUUGAUUGGAUCCCUAAUGAAUUAUAUAUAUGGUAUUAAACAUGAACACUACCAUAUCACGAAGCUCUUGGCAAGUGAACACUAACUGUAUAGAGCUAUGUAUAUAUAUCAUAAAUUUGUAUUGUAUCAGGUAUUUUGAUAGUUUCUCAAGAAUUGUCUUAGUACAUUAUAUGUAAAAUGGUGAACUACAUUUCCUAAAUAUUGUACUGUAUGUUGUUGAAGGAAGCAUGCAAAAAAAGACCAGCAUUACUGAGAUAUAUAAAAAUAUAUCACUGUGACAAUUUGUUCCUUUUAGGUUUUGAGAUUUUUAAUAUAUGGGCCUAUAACUUUUUUCAUAACAUGAAUAGGUGCCAAACGUAACGAGUAGAUAUCUUCCCUAGAUAGCCAUUCGAUGCUUUAGACACGUAUCCAUAUUACUGCACAAAAAUAGUUCAUAGAUCCAUGUAUAGUUUAAUUUUUUAUUAUUGACUGUCUAUGUAUUGAAUGUUUGUCAGAGUUGUAAGUUUUUUUUUAAAUAAUGCAGUCUAUAAUAUUUCUUGUAAGCUGUGAAUGCAAUUUUUCCCUUUCAGAAUUCAUGAGGAAUGGAUCAUUCUUGAAUUCUUUUAAAGUAUCAGAGUUCCUUGAGUUUUGUUAUCACAGCUGUAACAUCCCUGGGGGAGUCUGUGUCUGUGUUUCUGAAAACACAAAGUCUGUGUUUUCUUAUGACCGUGAGGCAACAAACAUUGCCACAACCUUUGAGUCUAUCCUCAUUAAUAUAAGAUUUGGCAUAAAUUCUGCAUUUGGUUCAGUUCCUCUACCAAUUAUAGAUACCUUUACUAAGAAAAAAGGUUGAUGCAUUAUCUGUCAUUUUGGUGUACGUGGUUCAGAAAAACUAGUUGAUCACAUCUUGUUAUUGUAAUAUUGAAAAUCAUUCAUUUUUGGGUACUGAAGGGUUAAUUAAUGUACAAUGAACCUAAUAGUAAACCAAGAUUUUGUAAGUGAUCAUUAUUGAAUAGUGAAAAAUCUACAUAAACACUGAAACCAUCUGCAUUUUAUUUUCUGAAAUACUAAUAAAAUUAUUAUAUUUUG
Molecule: messenger RNA, 8303 nt
Organism: Procambarus clarkii (red swamp crayfish)
Lineage: Eukaryota; Metazoa; Arthropoda; Malacostraca; Decapoda; Cambaridae
Product: ankyrin repeat domain-containing protein 50
Molecular function (GO): protein binding
Source: RefSeq, a predicted model, not a curated record